CCUGCUACAAACGGCUGCCCGGCUUUCCAUGACGGGGAUCGGAUAGCCUCAAUGUCUUGGCCCACCCCGGAUACCUUCCACAAUUGCCCUAGUGGUGAUUGGCAGAGCCAUGGCAUUGGGAACGUGCGAUACACAUCGAUCUACGUCGUGAUGUCGCCAUUAACCGAAGAGACUAUAAAUUGCCUAAUUCCAUCCGCUCAUUCCAAUGAUGCGUCUUCUGUCUCUGUCAAGCCUUUCCCCGGCUACGCAUGUUAAUCUAUCAAUUCUUCUUCUCACAUAACCUGAGGAACGUCUGAACAUCAUGAAGUACGCCGCAUCACUCCUCGCCCUGGCAGCCACUGCCUUGGGCAAAGAGAUUCCCAAGGACCCUAAACGGGCUGCUGAUCUUUAUGACUCUGGUCUCAUGCACGAAAAGAUCAUGUCUCGUAAAGAGCUUUUCUGGGCAAGAGAGCGCAAAAUCGGCAAAUUCGCCGAAAAAUGGCCUGAGUUGCACUUUGCUCAAUGCCGGGAUGGAAAGGCAGUUCCAUUCCGUGACCAACCUAAUAACUUCUAUCGCUGCAAGAAUAUCAACCUACACCACUUCCUCUCCCAUCAGGCCCUGGGAAGCACCGUUGGCCAGGGCUCAUCAUCCUGGGGUUGGGUGUCAGACGAUGGUCGCGAGUUUGCGAUCAUUGCUCAAGGUGAUGGAGCUGCUUUUGCCGAGAUCACAAAUGCUGGCAAGUUGCGGUAUCUCGGACGCCUUCCUCAGACUGCUGGAACCCCUACAAGUCAAUGGAGAGAGAUCAGAAGAUACAAGCACUAUAUUGUGAUUGGUAGCGAGACAUAUGAUCAUCACAUCCAGAUCUUCGACCUGAAGAAGCUGCUGGAUAUCGAUUACAAGAAAGGACCUGUCACCUUUGACCCAGUCAAGGAUCUCACGGGCUUCUACGGAAACCUCCCUGAUGGCCGUGCUCAUAACGUCUUAGCCAACGAUGACUCAGGCUUCGCCUACAUCGUUGGUGCACGUCCCCGUACAGAUGCUUGUCGCAGCGGCUUGAUUUUCUUGGACCUAAAGGACCCAAGUAACCCCACCUCUCCCGGGUGUGCCUCUGCCGACGGCUAUGUCCACGAUGCACAGUGUCUUAUCUAUAAGGGUCCUCACACUAAGUACCUUGGCAAGGAGAUCUGCUAUGGCUACAAUGAGGAUUCAUUGACUAUUUAUGAUGUUACUGACAAGCAGUGGCCUGAGGUCAUCUCUGUAACCUCUUACGAGGGAGCCACUUACACUCACCAAGGUUGGGUUCUCGACACCGAGUGGCAAGAGUUCCUGAUAAUGGACGAUGAGUACGAUGAGGUCGAUGCUCGAGGUCCUGCUGCAAACGGUCAUGCCACUACAUUCAUUUGGGAUAUCUCCAACCUAGAGGCACCGAAGCAGACAGGCUACUACCAGUCUCCUCGCAAGACCAUUGACCAUAACCAGUAUGUCGUUGGCAACUACAGCUUCCAGAGCAACUACGGUGCUGGUAUUAGCAUUCUGGAUAUCUCGUCCAUUCCCACCAACCCCUCUGGUUCUGGUGUUCGAGAGGUUGGCUGGUUUGAUAUUUACCCAGAAGAUGAUAACCUAGAGGGUGGCGGUUCACAUGCUUUCGUUGGCACAUGGUCAUCGUAUGCUGACUACCCAUCGGGCUAUAUCCUUAUUAACACGAUUGAGAGAGGAGCGUGGGUUGUGAAGCCGCAGACGGCACUGCCGUAAGGGCUGGUGCUUAGUUAUAAUACAACUCAUGAUGUACCUGGCCUCGAGGCAGACAAAUAAUAAACCAAAAUGUAUCAGCACGCGUCCAAAACUUCAUGUGCAGUGACUAGCUGUUGCUUUCACCUAGGGUGAUAUCGCUUAUAAUUGA
Xylaria bambusicola is the source of this 1880-nucleotide messenger RNA. RefSeq lists its product as uncharacterized. The coding region runs from base 302 to 1732 and encodes 476 amino acids. The transcript is spliced from 5 exons. Lineage: Eukaryota; Fungi; Ascomycota; Sordariomycetes; Xylariales; Xylariaceae. Gene Ontology annotation, cellular component: extracellular region. The record is from RefSeq and is a predicted model, not a curated record.